Darwinula stevensoni is the source of this 2262-nucleotide messenger RNA. The record is from the annotation of a GenBank genome assembly. NCBI's taxonomy places the organism in Eukaryota, Metazoa, Arthropoda, Ostracoda, Podocopida, Darwinulidae.
AUGGUACGCAUCCACGGGAAAGCAAGUGCACCCAGCAUGAAGCGAAAAAGGGAAGAAGCCGAGAAUGUGACUGACUUCAGGAAAGAUAAUGAACCGAAGGAUGAGACUGAUAAGGAGAGCGAGAUUGACCUCGAGGAUAGCAUUGGCCUCAAGGAUGGGAUUUCCCUAAAAGACAGCAUUGGCCUCACGGACAGCAUUGGCCACAAGGGCAACGUUGGCCUCCAGGACAGGAUGGGCCUCCAGGAAAGCAUUGGCCUCCAGGAGAGCAUUGGCCUCAAGGACGGGAUUUCCCUGAAGGAAAGAAUUGACCUCCAGGGCAAAAUUGACCUCGAGGAAAACUUUGGCAUUGAGGAAUAUAUUGCCAUCGGGGAAAGUAUUGACAUCGAGGAAAACAUUGACCUCAAGGACAAUAUUGACCUCAUAGGCGAGAUCACUUCCAGCUACAGAACGGAAUGCGAGAAACCGGAUCGUGUGACGUCAGCUGGAUCGGACAAGGACUUGAGCCUCCCCGAGUUCAAGCCAUUGACGGAGCUGAAUGUGGAGGAACUGAGAAAAAGACUUGCCCUUGGACUCGAUCCAAACGUGUUGCUCGAGAGCGGUGCAGUCGUGGAUGCAACCGACUCCAAGGGGAACACGGCCCUUCAUGCUGCUGCUCUUUUCGGUAUAGAAGCAAGCAUGAUAUUGCUCAUACGGGCUGGCGCCGACGUCAACGCAAUGAACAGGUACAAGGAGAGGGCGUUGCACGGAGCAGCUGCUUUGGGCUGGCCCAAACCGGUCCAGAUUCUCUUGGAUGCCGGGGCGUGCAUCCACGCGAUGAAUAACAGGAGGGAGACGGCUUUGCACGUGGCUGUCAGCAGCGGCCACCAAUGCAUUUUGACCGUCAAGGAGUUGAUACGUCGGGGGAUCGGAGUGGACGAGCGGGACAUCCGAGGCCAGACGGCGCUGCACCUGGCCUGCCGCUCGGGCGAAGGCGGGUCGGAGGUCGUCCUCCACCUCCUCCAGCACGGAGCGGACCCCAACGCGGAGGACGCCAACUACUACACGCCUGCGAUGCACGCGGCUCGGUCCAAGAUGGAGGAGUCCGUCCGGCACCUGACGCGAUUCGGGGCGAGGCUGACGCAUCUCGACAGCACGCUCGCACUCGCCGCGAGAUUUCCCGGUCUCACGGCGAGGCUGCUGGAUCGGACCAUGAGGGAGACUAAACCCAGUGGAGGGGAAAAAGUGAUCGAAUUCGAUCUUUUCCAGUUCCGAGGGAUCGGGAAGAGUGUGAAAAGCUUUCAAGAGAUGGAGGUGUUCCGAGAAUUUAUGAAAGUGGGGGCUUCAGAUUUACUUGUUCAUCCAAUGAUGGCACAGAAGUGGGAGUAUUUCAAAGACCUGGAGAACGUAAUAGAGGUCGUGUUGCUCGUUCUGGACAUGUUGAUGGUGUUCAGUAAAUUCGACAUCCGUUACUUUGAUCGAGAUUUGGACGACCACAUCAGCGCGGUCGUCGUGUUUCUCGUCUGGGUGGAGGUGACCAUCCUCGUCGGGAAGCUUCCCGGGCAGGGUCUGUACAUCACCAUGCUGAUCAACGUCUCGAGGUCCUUCUUGAGGGUCGUGCCGACUUUCAUCUUCCUCUUGGCCGGGUUCGGACUCAGCUUCCACAUUUUAUUCCCUGGGAAGUUCGUCGACGUCCCGAGCUCCAUCUACCGGGCUGCCGUGAUGAUGUCGGGGGAGCUGGAGUUCUACGCCACCUUUUACGAGUCCAACCGAGUGCUUCGGUGGUCGGGGCACAUCAUUUACCUUCUCUUCGUGGCCCUCAUGGCCAUCAUCGUCAUGAAUCUCCUCACUUCCCUUGCGGUCGCUGACGUCCAGGAGUUGACCAAGAGGGCCGAAAUCACCCGCCUGCAGAAACAGGUACGCCUGCUCUAUCACCUGGAAAACGUGAUGAAAAAUAAGUACUUCCUUCGGAGACGUCGGGAGCCGGACCUCAUCGAGACAGGACGACUCCAGGAAAAGAAGCGAGAACUUCCAAAUCAUAUCUUGGAAAAUAUUUUGAGAGUUAUCUCUGAAGUGUCAGCAGAAGAUAAGAAAGUAAAAGAGGAAGUGAAACGCCUUGAAAAUGACAAAGAAGGCAGUUCACCAGAGGGAAUUAUGAAUGCGGAGGAAUCUAUAAUUUCGAUCCAGAAACAGAUUCAGCAAGUUUCGAGCCAGAUUCAACGGAUUCAGGAGGAACAGAUUCCAGAGCUUUUGAAGCUGCUUCGCGACAGAGAGAAAUCAUCAUGA